Messenger RNA from Cucurbita pepo subsp. pepo (vegetable marrow), 925 nucleotides. Its product is annotated as tetraspanin-8. Lineage: Eukaryota; Viridiplantae; Streptophyta; Magnoliopsida; Cucurbitales; Cucurbitaceae. The record is from RefSeq and is a predicted model, not a curated record. Gene Ontology annotation, biological process: auxin-activated signaling pathway. Gene Ontology annotation, cellular component: membrane.
CCUCUUCUGGAGAAUGCCUGGAAUAAGCAACAGGGUGGUCGGAGUCCUGAAUUUCAUCACCUUCUUACUCUCAAUCCCAAUUCUGUUGGUCGGCAUUUGGCUGAGCACACAAGCCACCACCGAAUGCGCCAAGUACUUAGACAAACCCGUAAUCAUAAUCGGCGUUUUUCUGAUGUUCAUAUCACUCGCCGGCGUUUGCGGCGCGUGGUGUAGAAUCUCUUGGCUUCUAUGGCUAUACCUUUUGGUCAUGUUUGUUCUUAUUGUUGUGCUCUUGGCUUUCACUAUCUUUGCUUUUGUGGUCACCAAUAAGGGCGCCGGCGAGGCCUUGUCGCACCGGGGGUAUAAGGAGUAUAGGCUUGGGGAUUACUCUGAUUGGCUGCAGAAUAGGGUGAGUUCUAAGGACAAUUGGAGCACAAUUAAGAGCUGCUUGAUUGAUGCCAACAUUUGCAACACAUUUUCUAAGAAGUAUUCUAUGGAUAAUGAUGAACAGUUCUAUAAGGAGAGCUUGUCUUCCAUUCAGUCUGGUUGUUGUAAACCUUCAAACGACUGCGAUUUCAAGUAUGUGAGCCCAAUUGUGUGGGACAAGAACAACGCUACAACCUCGCCCAACCCCGACUGUAAAUUAUGGGGAAAUGAGCCCGACGUUCUGUGCUUCAACUGCCUGGCCUGCAAGGCUGGCUUGCUCGAUAAUAUCAAGACAAACUGGAAGAAGGUUGCCUUAGUCAACAUCGUAUUCUUUGUCUUCCUCAUCAUCGUCUACUCAGUCGGUUGCUGUGCUUUUCGAAACAAUAGAGAAUACAAUGCCUAUCAUCGACAAAGGAAGUGAUCUCUAGUCAAAUCGAUAGUUCUGUAUAUUGUUUUUAUUCCGGCAGUAAUUUUUUGUUUUGACUUUUUGAGUGUUCUGUUCUCAUUUUGUUUGACUUUU